This is a messenger RNA of Adineta ricciae, 900 nucleotides long. NCBI's taxonomy places the organism in Eukaryota, Metazoa, Rotifera, Eurotatoria, Adinetida, Adinetidae. The record is from the annotation of a GenBank genome assembly.
AUGCAUGUAGUAACAUCAUUACAAGUUGCCAUUCUGGAUAAUCGAAUGUAUGCAACGAGCAAUUACUCCUUGAUACUAUUUAAUCAGACUCGUCUUCAAUGUAUAUGCAACGCUUUCGCUGACAACUCAUCGUCCAUUGUGUUGUUGAACUUCUAUGCGAAUGCUAGUCGAUGUGAACUCUUUGAUCAUUAUCCGAUGGUAGCAUCGAUGCUGGUAGCUACGAAUAACUCGACUAUCAUUAUGCGCCCAUACAAUGUAUCAUCACAGACAGACAAUACUACAACCUGGUUGAAUAAUGCAACUAGUACAACAUCCACCACUUCAAUGACGAGCAGUACCACCAUACGCACGACCACUAGCACAACAUCAACGAUCAGCAUGACUACUCGUACUACCACAACUUCUUCAACAACGACUACGACAAAUCAAACGCCUACUCAACUGUGGAACGUAUCAAAUGACUAUGGUCUCGUCGUUGCAUACCAAAAUUAUUAUUUUUCAUGGACAGCAUUAACCACAAGAAAUGCCACCAUAGCCUUUCGAAUGCAAAACGCACCAAGCAGCUGGUGUUUAGAUGAUGUGUCUGUUACUUCAGGUGGUGUUGAAAAGCUUAUAAAUGGAGGAUUUGAGACGGGCAUUCUGUCGCCAUGGGUUCGAACAACACCCAACGGAAAUUGUAAUGGCAUAGCAGCCAGUACUUCGAAUACAAAUAAUUUUUUUGCGGGACUCAUACCAAGAACAGGCUCCUAUUAUAUAGUUGAUGGAAGCUCGAGUUGCGCCGAUCAAUUGCAACAAUCUUUUGGCGUCACAAUUGGCACUGUUUAUAACAUAUCUUUCUGGAUUAAAGCAGUGUUCAGCUUGAAUAGUGGACAACAGUAUGUCGGUGUCUCUGUUAUCUGA